This is a messenger RNA of Alternaria alternata, 1433 nucleotides long. Its product is annotated as Metallo-dependent phosphatase. The transcript is spliced from 2 exons. The record is from RefSeq and is a predicted model, not a curated record. Bases 1 to 1311 code for a protein of 436 amino acids. Gene Ontology annotation, molecular function: hydrolase activity. Lineage: Eukaryota; Fungi; Ascomycota; Dothideomycetes; Pleosporales; Pleosporaceae.
AUGUCUACCACACGGCGCAAAACGCGUGUUGUCUGUAUAUCAGAUACGCACAAUCAGACGCCCAAGUUGCCGCCCGGCGACGUAUUGAUUCACGCAGGUGACCUGACGAACCAAGGAAGCUAUACCGAAUUGAAAAGAAAGGUUGAAUGGCUUGAGAAGCAAGAUUUUGAGGCGAAGAUUGUGAUCGCUGGAAACCACGACAUCACACUUGACAAACCGUUCUUUGAAGAAAACAAAGCAUCGUGGAAAUGGCCUGGCUUUCAAGAUACAGAGGCGUGUAGGAAGUUGUUGACGGAAUCUAAAUCGAUUACUUACCUUGAGAAUGAGUCUACGACGGUACGACUUCCAAGACGAGGAACGUGGUUUACUGUCUUUGGCAGUCCGUGUACGCCCAAGCAGCAACUGGCGGAUUGGGCUUUUCAAUACGAACCCAAUGAGGCAGAGAAAGUGUGGAACAGAAUUCCAAAUGGCGUGGAUAUAGUAGUUACUCAUACACCGCCAAUGGGGCAAUGCGACGGAGUAGGAGCAAGUAGGCAACAGAAAGAUGGAAGGUCAGGAUGCCCAGCCUUGUUAAGAAGAUUAGAGAUAGUCAGGCCGAUGCUGAACAUCUGUGGACACAUACACAAUGGACGAGGGGUGGAGACGGUACAAUGGAGAAGAAGAUCUUCCUCUCUACAGCUACAUGGACAACCCACAACUAUGGAUAGCGGUACCCUAGUUUCAAGCGUGCAGUUCUGGAACGACCCAGGAGCCUCGAGCAAGAAACUUUCUCUAGUCGAUUUGACGACGAUGCGGGCGAGAGCAGGGCGUGGUUCGGGCUGCGACCACACAAGCUUGACACGUCAAUUGCAGCCUGACUCGCGAUGCGACCAUCUUCAAGGCCAGCCUGAUGCGUCGUUUGCACCGGAUCAGACAGGGCAUAAGCCCCCAUCCGGUGGAGAUGCGAAGGGUGAGAAGCUUAACCCAACAGCGAGCCUCACUGACGUUGCCCUGCGGGACAGUGAGGCGCUGUGGGGUGGUAGUAGAGGUAAGGCAGGAGGGGGCGGUGGAUUAGAGCAUCACGAUGAGAGCGAUACCGGACAUGGGUGUCCUGACGAGGCUACUCAGUAUAUCGCAGAACGACCGAGGGGUAUGCCUCCAUCAGGGACGGAAGUGGCGCGUAGCCAGACUACAGUGAUCAACGCAGCGUAUCUGGGCCCGAGAGUUGCUGGCAAAACGUCGGUUGUGUACAACAAGCCGAUAGUCGUCGAUGUUGAGCUUCCCGUAUGGGGCUCUUUGGACGAGCCAAGUGAGGUAUACCCUCAGGGCUAAUGUGAGAUGACGGGUUGACUGCAGCGUGCCUGGCCCAAAUGAUCUCAUAUUCUACCAGCGAACGACACUCUAGAACCAACACCUACAUCAUUCUGCUUGCUGUUUAAUACAUACUGUGUGCU